Messenger RNA from Medicago truncatula (barrel medic), 836 nucleotides. Its product is annotated as ubiquitin fusion degradation protein 1 homolog. NCBI's taxonomy places the organism in Eukaryota, Viridiplantae, Streptophyta, Magnoliopsida, Fabales, Fabaceae. The record is from RefSeq and is a predicted model, not a curated record. Gene Ontology annotation, biological process: ERAD pathway; ubiquitin-dependent protein catabolic process. Gene Ontology annotation, molecular function: polyubiquitin modification-dependent protein binding. The transcript has 6 exons. Gene Ontology annotation, cellular component: VCP-NPL4-UFD1 AAA ATPase complex. The coding region runs from base 18 to 836 and encodes 272 amino acids.
UUUUCCUUUCAGUUAUCAUGCCCUCUUCAGCUCUAGAUCGCCUUGCACGUUUGAACAUAGAAUAUCCAAUGUUAUUUGAACUGAGAAAUACUUCUGCUGAAAGAACUACUCACUGUGGAGUCUUGGAAUUCACUGCUGAUGAGGGGAUUGUAUUCUUACCAAAUUGGAUGAUGGAAGAUUUGCUCCUUCAGGAAGGAAACAUUGUGUCUCUGAAAAGCACAAGUCUUGUUAAAGGAAAGUGUGUGAAGUUGCAGCCUCACAGCAAAGACUUCUUGGAAAUCUCCGAUCCAAAAGCCAUGUUAGAAACUUCAUUGAGGAGUUACUCAUGUUUAACAACCGGACGCACUAUAAUGAUUCCAUAUAACAACAAAAAAUAUUAUAUUGAUAUAGUUGAAACAAAACCUUCUCCCGCAAUCAGUAUAAUAGAAACAGAUUGUGAAGUUGAUUUUGCUCCCCCUCUUGAUUACAAAGAACCUGAAAAGCCUUUGCCAUCUGAUUUGUCUCAUAAGGAAUCUCCACAAGUUGAAGAAGAGCCAGCAGCAAAGGUUCCAAGACUGAUGCCAUUCAGUGGUAUCGGGAGGCGUUUGGAUGGUAAACCGUCGACACAAUUAGUUGAACAAGCUUCCACUCCAGUUCCAAAGAAGCAACAUACUGAUAAUAACUCAAACAAUUCCAAUAGAACUUCAGGGAAUCUUGUUUUUGGCUCAAAGGCAAAUGCACCCAAAGUUCAAACACAGCCAAAGGCUUUUCUGAACAGCGCAAGUCAAGAAUCAUCUAAGAAGACAGAUACCCCACAAUUCCAAGCUUUCACGGGAAAGAAGUAUUCAUUAAGAUGA